AAAAGCCCCAUAACCUAUGAUCAAAGUCAGUUCAAAAACCCCCCAAACCAAGAUUUUAAUUUGAUAAAUAAUAACAAUUCACUCCUUCCCCGCAAAGCUUCCAUUGAUGGGAAAUGCAACCGCCGUUCCCCACCGCCCACGGCGGCUUCAUUCCGGCAAAGUCAUACUCUCCGACGGCUCCGUUCACGAGUACCACGAACCGCUAACAGUGGCGGAGCUCAUGUUGGAGUACCCGCAACACAUGGUGAUUGAAUUCCCGCCAAAUAUGAGUACUACAAUUGAUCGGAGGAGAAAGGACGGGGUUCAGCCUCCGCCGCCGAAGCGGCCGUCUCCGUUGCCGGCCGAUAAGAAGCUGGAGAUGAACAAGGUGUAUUUCAUGGUUCCAGUCAAGAGAUCCGGCGCCAACAACAAACCGACGCCGGCGUUAUCCGCCGACGAUGCCCGGAGGAUUCUGAUGAAGGCCGAGACGCUUAUUAUGUCUUCGCCGUCGUUGGGUUGUAGUUUCGAGGGGAUUCUUCCUCUGCUUGUGAGGAUGGUCAGCGGCGGCGCCGUAGGCGGCGGCGGAGGCGGGAACAAGACGGGUUCUGCGGGUAAAGGAGGGCGGUUUGGUGAGAUGUUAGGAGCGGAGGACGAAAAGCCGGCGGUGGCGGGGGUGGCGCCGGAGUUUGUGAUGAUGAGCAGGAGUGUAUCGGGGAAAGGAUGGAAACCAAGUUUGGAUACCAUCACGGAGAAAACCGUUCAGGCUAAAGUACGCCAUUGGUUGUUUUGAAGAUUAUUAAUUAAUUUCCUGAUCAUCCUAAUUGAAUUUACCUUUUCAUUUCAAUUGAUGGUUAGCUUUCUUGUGGCGUUGAUGAAAAUCCUGUUUAAUUAAGGUAAAGAAGAAAGAAGAGAUUUGAUGCCGCCAUAUGUUAUUUGUUGUUUGCUGCGCAUCAUAGUAGUAUUGCUGUAUGUUAAUGGAUCUUCUUUCUCAUCAGCUAUUACAUUAGACUUUUAAGAUUUCAUCAUUAUCUUGAUACUUUUUUAUUUUUUAUUUUUAUAUUCU
Oldenlandia corymbosa var. corymbosa is the source of this 1042-nucleotide messenger RNA. The record is from the annotation of a GenBank genome assembly. NCBI's taxonomy places the organism in Eukaryota, Viridiplantae, Streptophyta, Magnoliopsida, Gentianales, Rubiaceae.